Messenger RNA from Rhea pennata, 3606 nucleotides. RefSeq names its product phosphatidylinositol 4-kinase beta (gene PI4KB). Bases 205 to 2688 code for a protein of 827 amino acids. The transcript is spliced from 13 exons. Gene Ontology annotation, cellular component: cytoplasm; membrane. Lineage: Eukaryota; Metazoa; Chordata; Aves; Rheiformes; Rheidae. Gene Ontology annotation, molecular function: 1-phosphatidylinositol 4-kinase activity. Gene Ontology annotation, biological process: phosphatidylinositol-mediated signaling; phosphatidylinositol phosphate biosynthetic process. The record is from RefSeq and is a predicted model, not a curated record.
CCGGCCCGGCCCGGCCCGGCCUGGCCUCGCUGCGCGCAGCCGACCCGGAUCGUCGCGGCGGAGCCGGCCGAGCGUCGCGGAAGAUGCGUCGCCCGCUCGCCUGCCUGCACGUGCGUCGGAGCGGGCAGCAGUCACCGCCGCCGCCGCCGCCGCAGCGCAGGGCAGGAUCGCGCCAGCUCUGAAGCGUGCAGACCCGCCACUGCUAUGGGAGACUCUGUUGCAGACCUGGCCCUAGGGACAGGCUUGGAUGAGGCGCCCAGCUCGGUGUCGCAGGGGAAUGGCGGGACCUCUCUCAGCGUCAUCACGGAAGGGGUCGGCGAGCUGGCAGUUAUCGACCCCGAGGUGGCAAAGAAAGCUUGUGAAGAAGUCCUGGAGAAGGUCAAGCUGAUGCACGGCGUUUCCUCGGACGGCUCAGCGAAAUCGGCCGAUGGCGACGCGGUGGAGCGCGCCCCGCAGGCUGCUGCGGAUCUGGCCAACGGAGACGUCGGAGAGGGCUGUGAAAUCAAGUGCUUGGACGAUCCGCCCGACACAGCCUCGAGGAUCCAGGAGGAGGACGAGACCACGGCCAACACGGUGAAAGUUGCCCGGAGGCGGCAGAAGAAUAACUCUGCCAAGCAGUCCUGGCUCCUGCGCCUCUUUGAAUCCAAACUCUUUGAUAUCUCCAUGGCCAUUUCAUACUUGUACAAUUCAAAGGAACCUGGGGUGCAGGCUUACAUUGGGAAUAGGUUGUUCUGCUUUAGGAACGAGGACGUGGACUUCUAUCUGCCGCAGCUGCUGAACAUGUACAUCCACAUGGACGAGGACGUGGGCGAUGCGAUCAAGCCCUACAUCGUGCACCGCUGCCGGCAGAGUAUCAACUUCUCCCUGCAGUGUGCCUUGCUGCUGGGCGCCUACUCCUCGGACAUGCACAUUUCCACUCAGCGACACUCCCGCGGGACCAAGCUGCGGAAACUCAUCCUCUCGGACGAGUUGAAGCCAGCCCACAAGAAGAGGGAGCUGCCGUCUCUGAGCUCAGCACCCGAUAUGGGGCUGUCCCCUUCCAAAAGGACUCACCAGAGGUCCAAGUCAGACGCCACCGUCACCAUCAGCCUGAGCAGCAAUCUGAAGCGCACAGCCAGCAAUCCCAAAGUCGAGAGCGAGGAAGAGGAGCUCUCCUCGAGCACGGAAAGUCUCGAGCGACCCUUCAGUCCCCCGGUCCGACUCGCUCCGGAGAGAGAGUUCAUCAAAUCGCUGAUGGCCAUCGGGAAGCGCCUGGCCACUCUGCCCACCAAAGAACAGAAAACCCAGCGGCUCAUUUCGGAGCUCUCGCUGCUCAACCACAAGCUCCCGGCGCGCGUCUGGCUGCCGACGGCCGGCUUCGACCAUCACGUGGUGCGAGUGCCCCACACCCAGGCGGUCGUGCUCAACUCCAAGGACAAGGCUCCCUAUUUAAUCUACGUUGAAGUACUUGAAUGUGACAAUUUCGACACAGCGAAUGUGCCGGCUCGCAUCCCCGAGAACCGCAUCCGGAGCACGCGAUCGGCCGAAAACCUCCCCGAGUGUGGGAUCACCCAUGAGCAGAGGACCAGCAGCUUCACCACCGUCCCCAACUACGACAACGAUGACGAGGCCUGGUCCGUGGACGACAUCGUGGAGCUGCAAGUGGAGCUGCCGGAGAUGCACACCAAUAGCUGCGACAACAUCUCCCAGUUCUCUGUGGACAGCAUCACCAGCCAGGAGAGCAGGGAGCCCGUGUUCAUAGCUGCUGGAGACAUCAGACGGCGGCUCUCGGAGCAGCUAGCGCACACCCCCACGUCCUUCAAGAGGGACCCCGAGGACCCGUCUGCUGUCGCCCUGAAGGAGCCUUGGCAGGAGAAAGUCAGGAGGAUCAGGGAAGGGUCACCCUACGGCCACCUGCCCUCCUGGCGCCUCCUCUCCGUCAUUGUGAAGUGCGGGGACGACCUGCGGCAGGAGCUCCUGGCCUUCCAGGUCCUCAAGCAGCUGCAGUCCAUCUGGGAGCAGGAGCGGGUGCCCUUGUGGAUCAAGCCGUACAAAAUCCUCGUCAUCUCCGCCGACAGCGGCAUGAUUGAGCCAGUCGUGAAUGCUGUGUCCAUCCACCAAGUCAAGAAGCAAUCCCUGCUUUCGCUGCUGGAUUAUUUCCUGCAGGAACACGGCAAUUACACUACCGAAGCCUUCCUGACUGCGCAGAGGAACUUUGUGCAGAGCUGCGCCGGCUACUGCCUGGUGUGCUACCUGCUGCAGGUGAAGGACAGGCACAACGGCAACAUCUUGCUGGAUGCAGACGGACACAUCAUCCACAUUGAUUUUGGGUUCAUCCUCUCCAGUUCCCCGAGGAACCUGGGCUUCGAGACGUCUGCCUUCAAACUCACCACCGAGUUUGUGGACGUGAUGGGCGGCCUGGACGGGGACAUGUUCAACUACUACAAGAUGCUGAUGCUGCAGGGGCUCAUCGCCGCCCGGAAGCACAUGGAUAAAGUCGUGCAGAUCGUGGAGAUAAUGCAGCAAGGUUCGCAGCUGCCCUGUUUCCACGGCUCCAGCACCAUCCGCAACCUGAAGGAGCGGUUCCACAUGAACAUGACGGAGGAGCAGCUGCAGCUGCUCAUCGAGCAGAUGGUGGACGGCAGCAUGCGCUCCAUCACCACCAAGCUCUACGACGGCUUCCAGUACCUCACCAACGGCAUCAUGUGACGGGCGCCCGGGCCGCCGAGUCCUCGGCACCGGCCGGGGCGGCUGCCGCCGGGGCUGGACACGCACACGGUAAAACUAAACGAAACAAAAAAAAAAGGAAGAAAGAACAUCCCCCCCCCCCCCCCCAAAAAAAAAAAAAAGGAGGAAAAAGCAAUGGACUCGCGGGGAAAAAAAAAAACGGAAGCAAAAAAAAAAAAAAAAAAAGGAUCAUGCGGUAACGUGAUUGCGGGACGCGGGCGGCGGACCGGGGAGGGGGCGGUGGGGCUCCCCUUCGCCUCCCCGGGGCCGGGCCGAUCGGCGCCGGGGGCGGGGGCCAGGGCCCGGCGGCUCCGGCUGCCCCCCCCCCCGGCCGCCCCCUUCCCUGCAUGUGCCGCUGCGGCAGCAGCAGCUCCCUCCUGGCCCCCCCCCCCCCCCCCCCCCGGCCCAACUUUUAGUGUAAAUCGAAUUUGGCGCCGCCGGCUCCAGCGCCCGCUGGCUUCUCCCCCCCCCCCCCCCCCCACCAGCACCCCGGGGGGGGGGGGGGCCUUUUUUUUUUUUUUUUGGUGUGUUUUGUUGUUGUUGUUGUUUAUUUCUCCCUUUUCCUCUUGCAAUAAUUUCUCACCUCGCUUUGCACCCCCCGGGGCCGGGGGGUGGGGGGGGGGGGGGGCCGCGGAGCGGGGAGUGUCCACUGGCUGCAAGCAGCCCCUGGCAGCGAGGAGGAGGAGGAGGAGGAAGGGCAGUGCAUAGCAGCCCCCCCCCCCACCCCCAAGCAAGCUCAGCCUGGGUGAGAUGGCGCUGGGGCGAGCGGGUCCCGCUGUGUCCGUAUUUCCCCCCCCCCCCCCAUGUAACCUCUGGUGUCCUCGGUCUGUUUGUUUAGCACUAAUUAUUUGUCCUGUUGAUUAUUUAGCAUUAAAGGAAAUAAAAAACCAUAGAUCAAUA